This is a messenger RNA of Andrographis paniculata, 572 nucleotides long. RefSeq lists its product as uncharacterized. Bases 108 to 443 code for a protein of 111 amino acids. The record is from RefSeq and is a predicted model, not a curated record. The transcript is spliced from 2 exons. NCBI's taxonomy places the organism in Eukaryota, Viridiplantae, Streptophyta, Magnoliopsida, Lamiales, Acanthaceae.
CUCAAAAAGACAAAACCCCCUCCAAAUCUGCGCAGAAACCAAAUCCCAAAGAAGUCUGCUUACUACAUCAGUACAGUAGUGCUGAUUCCAACCAUCUCCAAGUGAAGAUGGAUAAGUUUUCAAGAUCCAAAUCAAGCAGAGAGAGUAGUAGGGGGGUGCAUCCAACCCCAACCCCAACCCCAACCACCAUGAACAAUCUGAGGAGUUACAGCACUAACACAAGCAACAGCAACUACAAGAAAGGCAGCAAUGGCAGGAGUGGUGGUGAUGGCUUUUCUGCAAAGAAUUGGGGUUUCAAUUUGGACCCUGAAUUGCAGAGGAAGAAGAGAGUUGCAGGAUACAAGGCCUAUUCAAUGGAGGGCAAAAUGAGGGGUUCUUUCAAAAAGAGCUUCAGCUGGAUCAAAACUACCUGCAACCAAGUUGUUCAUGGAUUUUGGGCGUAAUGCAUCUCUCCGUAAAUUAAAAGAAACAGGUACCAUGUGGUGACACUACCCCAUAUGAGGAAGUGCUGGAUCCAUGUGAAAUGGCUCAUCGUUAAGGCGAUUUGGCAAUUGACGGCCCAAAUAACACAA